This is a messenger RNA of Papaver somniferum (opium poppy), 1627 nucleotides long. RefSeq names its product GDSL esterase/lipase 7-like. The record is from RefSeq and is a predicted model, not a curated record. Gene Ontology annotation, molecular function: hydrolase activity, acting on ester bonds. The coding region runs from base 328 to 1437 and encodes 369 amino acids. NCBI's taxonomy places the organism in Eukaryota, Viridiplantae, Streptophyta, Magnoliopsida, Ranunculales, Papaveraceae. The transcript has 5 exons.
UUAAUUCCAUUCUCAAAAAUACUACUCCUAUACUUUCUCAUGAAUGAUUACUUGUAGGAGAUUACUUCAUUUCUUUAUACCGAAACUUCGUUCCUUAGUCGCUAAAUUUGACUAACAUGAAAGCACCAUCGUUGAAGAAGAACAAGAAGGGAUGGCUGAUACGGUGGUCACCAGAUUUCGGGAAUGUAUUCUUAAAUACUAAUAGUGAAAAGUCAUCCACUAGCUUGCUCAAUUCCUUAUAUAAUAACUGUACAUAGUCCCUCCGAUAUUGAAUUCCAUCUUCACAAGAUCAUUGUGCAUGUAUCGGAGAAAAUUAAAGUUCAAAGCAUGGCGGUUUCGAUAGAGUCAUCUUACUUCUUCAUGCCUCUCCAUCUCUUUCUUUGUUUAACGAUCUUUGUAGGAAAUUCAUCAUGCAGUGCAAUUGCACCAGCUAUAUACGUUUUCGGCGACUCGCUCCUGGACAGUGGAAAUAACAAUUUCCUACAGACUCAAACUAAAGGAAAUUAUACGCCUUAUGGAGUUGAUUUUCCCGGCAGACCAACCGGCAGAUUUACAAAUGGUGCUACCGGAGGAGAUUUCAUAGCAACAUUUCUCGGCUUACCUUAUCCGCCAGCAUAUUUGAGUCUGUCUGAGGCGAGGAGGAGAAUCACAACCACUGGUAUCAACUAUGCCUCGAGUGGCUCAGGAAUUCUUCCCGAGUCAGGAACUGCACUGGGAGACAUCUUAUCUAUGGAUGAGCAAAUCGAGUACUUCAAAAACACAGUGAAAAACGAUUUGCCUAGAAUUUACAGAUUCCGGGCAAUCCUCUCCUAUGCAUUGUCUAGGUCCAUCUUCGUUAUUUCAACAGGUAGUAAUGACUAUCUCAACAACUACUUACAACCUCAAUUCUACAACAGAAGCCAAACUUAUCCUCCUCAGCAGUUUGCUAAUCUCCUCUUAAACACUCUGGAACAACAAUUGACGACUAUAUAUGAUUUAGGAGGGAGAAAAUUCCUAGUUUACGGUUUAGGUGCUCUGGGAUGUUUGCCAAUUGUGAUAGCUGGAGCUAAUCCGAAGCCAACAACUGUAUGUGUAGAAGAUGUAAACAAUUUGAUUAACAUUUACAACAAUGGAUUUCCGGCUAUGUUACAACGACUUGGUUCAAAAUUACGAGGCUCUACUUUCGUCCGAGCCGAUCUUUUCACACUAGGUUAUACUCAAUUCCAAGAUCCUGUUAAAUUCGGAUAUACCGAUGGAAGAACUCCGUGCUGUAAUUUUGGAAUAUUUGGAACGUGCAUACCUGGACAACAACCAUGCAAUGACAGAGAUAAUCGUCUUUUCUAUGAUGCGAUUCACCCAGCUCAAAUAGUCAACCACCGAUUUGCAAGAGACUGCUUCUUCGGUAACUCAGCGUUGUGUACCCCGAUCAACAUUCAACAAUUAGCAUUGAAGUUAUGAUUCAGUCACCAGUGAAGAGUCAAAAUUUCACCACUGUCUAGCUAAUUGCCAAUAAAAGAUAUCAUAUACAGAUAGAAGUUCUUUGUUACUCCCAAGUUCUACUGUUCCGCACCACGGUUACAUGGUCAAUAUCUGCAAAUUGUUUGUAUUUUUUUGGCAUAAAGAAAAUGAAAUAAUUUAUUAAGCUCUA